Molecule: messenger RNA, 139 nt
Organism: Racocetra fulgida
Lineage: Eukaryota; Fungi; Glomeromycota; Glomeromycetes; Diversisporales; Gigasporaceae
Source: the annotation of a GenBank genome assembly
GAUAAUUAUGAGGAACCACAGGUUUUAUUAGAUAUGGUAUUGGAGGAUUGUUUUGAAAGCAAUAUGGAUGAAAUCUGGGAAGUUAGACAUAUUCAAAAUAUAAUCAAUCAUUUACAAUUUGUCUUGUUACUUGGCGAUA